AUGGAUGCCUCCGCGCUCUUCGACAGCCUUUCCCAGGCGGAGGCUUAUCCCAUUGCGCCAUCAGAUGCCUUCGAUGCUCGCUACGCAUUGUUGCCUCCUCCGCCACCCAUCUACCUCUCCGGUCUCACUCCUGCUGGCCAGCGAGGCCGGCUGCCCGACUUUGACUCGACCCCCUUUCCAGCAGUAGCAGCGCGAGCUUGGGCCCGACGGAUGUUUUUUUUCCACCUCGAACGAGCGUGGCCUCACCUAUACUUUACGACCGCCUGCAUUGCCUUGCUCGUCCUCAUCGUCGGAGCCAUCUGGGCAAGAAGAAUAUGGGAAAGAAGCUGGUGGCUGCUGAGGGUAGUCAAGAAACCCAAUGGAACCUUGAUCGUGCCAAAUAGUCUCAUCACGUACACUACAUGCACCGGUGCCUUUGGCGUCCUACUGAUUGCUUGGUGAGUCUUAUACGCAAGGACCCGCUUCCGUCGUGUUUUCUUCAGUUCUUUUCAUUUUGGCUGCCGACGGCGUGCUGACCGGUCACGGCUUCCCUAUGUACUCACACAGGAUUUGGGAACUUUACGAAUGGAACGUGAAUGAUCAAAGGCCAGCAUUGUGGGUGCCUUGGAUCCUUCUGGUGUGGACGCCUCUGUUUUCGGCCGUCCACCUGGCCAGUUGGGGACUCUUCCAUAGUCUGCCAAACGUCUUCACCACGUCAGCCUCUGGAGACGUGUCUGCCAAGCAUCGCAGCUGGGUGUUUAGGUGCAUGACACGACCGGCCACCCUAAACUUCUUGGGGGGCAUAUUGCCGUUCUUCCAGGCGCUGAGUGUGAUUGCACCUACCAUUGUUGCUCAUGUCCAGUACAUGCGAGCUCUGAACGAGUACUAUCGAUGGGAACGGGAAUAUGCUAACGCGACUCAAGUGGAUCAGCAAAUGCUACAAGACGUUCAGCGCAUCUGGUACACCUUCCUGGACAGCGCAAAAAUCAUGUCGAUUGUAUUCCUCAUCUGGACCAUCUGGGCCGUCAUGCUCUUUGUGGUUUGGUCUAUCCUCAACUAUAGACUGAUGAACGUGAUCUCAGCUCAGCUCAAGCAUAUUCGUCAACUUGGCCGACGACAGGCCGAGCAAGCUGCCACAAUCCAAGCGCGCAAGCAAGCUACCAGUGUAGCUCCCGAGCAGCCGGCGGAUCGUGGGGCAGAUGAAGCUGGACAAGACCUCGGGGGCCGAGGUGUCAUGUUUGGCAGCAAAGCAGACGACGUCAUCAAGGAAGAGUACGACGGAACCUUUAACAAGACAGAGUCGGACGCUCUUGCAAGUGACCACGGCGACGCAGCUUUGAAUGGCAAAGAGGAUCCAGUCUCGCCGGUUGGUAAUGGCGAUUCGGAUGUGGAGGGGCAGCACCGCUGGCGCACUAGAUUGCGGGGUGGACUGCCGCCUUACAGUAGACGCGGAAGUGCUCUCUUGCCCAAUGCACGAGGCGAGAGCGAGGAAGAUGAAAACUUCACUGCGGCACAAAUCGCCGCCGAUGAGCCCACGACUACCUUCUUCCCGCCCGUGCGGCCGUCGCGCAUCGUCAGGCGGCAGGCCCCUCGCGUUCACGGUCGCACUUCGCAAGGCAACACCAAAGCGCAGCGGUACUUGCGCUCGGUGCUCAUUCAUGUGGCUAUCCAAGCUGUUGCAGUAACACCAGCCAUCCUUGGCUUUGCAUCCCUUGCGUGCUGGCUUUGCGUGCAGACGUAUAAUUCCUUCGAGAAUGCCGACUUGCACUUUGAUCGCACAGCGAGUACCGCUCUCAUAUGGAUGGCGUGGAUGGCCAACAUUGGAGGCACCAUUACUCUCGUCGCGAUCGCACAAAGGACCUAUGAGCCUGUCCUUCACUUUGGUCUGGCGCAUGCUGGCGGCUCCGGCUCGCAUUCUUCUGGUGCCAAGCGCCAGGCUGCAAAGUCGUUGGAAGGCAGCAAAGGAAGCAAGGGCCGUCGAAUGAGGAAUGGAAGACCGAUCAGUAGGAUUAUCAACGCGGGCUCUCGCUCCAACGAGAAUGACGAUGCGCCUGCCGACAAUGGUUACGGCGUCACCUACACAACGUUCUUUGAGUCUGAAACCAUUCAGCGUCCCGCCAAAUCCUUUCCACAUGGCGGCUCCGAUCUUCGACGCAAUGAGUCGGUGUCAAGUUACGGCUCUGCCGUCAAUCGAUCUGCUGGAAACGAAGAUGCUCAAAUGCAGCGGAGUGAAAGCCGAGAUAGGGCAGCUGCUGCAGCUGUCGGUCUUGGCAUCGGGACUGCGGGCUCCAUGCCUUCCUUCAACCAACGCUCACCGGUCCAGCCUGCAAAUAAAAAGUCGAUUGCGAGGUUCGCGGCGACACCUCUGCCUGCUACGCCUUCCCAGGUGCACGCAGAUGGCGCACGCGCGAGACAAGGCUCUCACAGCCAGGAUGCCCAAGAAGGGACAGAGUUGCGCGACAUGUCACCUCGUAGCGCAAGCGCGCCACGCUCGCCGCGCGACUUGCCUGUUCACACUGGUCGACACGGGCCAUCGUCGAGCAACGCGUCGCUUUCAAGGACAGGUUCAAGUGGGACAAAGUAUGCGUCUCGCGCGGAUCCCCGUUCGCAGAGUCCUGUUCUGCAAGUCCAGCGAACGGUGGAUACGCACACUGCGAUGCGCUCUGCUGAUCCUCAGCAUGGGCGCCGCCAACGAGGCUCCGGUUCCUUGGAACUCAACACGGAAGGCGGCGAUGUCAACACCAGCGACGACGAUGCUGACGGCACCUCUUAUUGGGGAUCAAGGCGGCCUUCAAAUCCUUCGACCGACGCUCUCGGGCAGCACGCUGGCUCGCGAUACUUUGCAAGCGAACGCAGAAGUAGUGCUGCCAGCCGGACAGCUGGCAGUAGCUCGGGCCAUGCUCCCAAUCUCAGUGGCGCCCCUUAUGUUGUAGGAGGUGCUUCGGCUCCUAGGUCGAAGCACAUUGCCACUUUGGCCCAAAGGCCUGGAUCUACUUCAUCACGCCUGUCUGACGUCAACGACCCGCCUGCGCCUCUGCAGACGGGCCUCGUUCCGGCGCCGCGUCGCAGGGCGCCUGGACGUCCAUCGAGUGCUCGUCGUGUCCCUUCAUCGGACAGCGCUAGUCAGCUGCACGCCUCAUCUCCUCAUCCCCUCAGUCCCACCUCGGUGCCCGGUGUGCCGGAGCACCCAUCAGGCUCAGUGCAAGACGUUCCUGGACGAGACAUUUCGACGCUCGAACCAGUCUCACAAGUCGCUCGUCAAGCGCCGCAUUCUAGCCCCACCUUUGGUCUGCUCACGCCUCAUGACGCGGCAUCGGAGAAUACUGCCGAACACCCACGUUCCGACCAUUCUCGUUACUCGCCAACGUCCGUUGCGGGCUCUGAGAGUGCUGCAGGCUACGCUCAGGCAUACUGA
Messenger RNA from Ceraceosorus bombacis, 3394 nucleotides. Lineage: Eukaryota; Fungi; Basidiomycota; Exobasidiomycetes; Ceraceosorales; Ceraceosoraceae. The record is from the annotation of a GenBank genome assembly.